ACCCUCCCCCUCGGCGCUCCACAGACACAAGGGUUGGAGUGAUGGGUGGGAGGGAGGGAGGGACGGACGGAGGGUGGGGAGAGUUCUGUCCUCCUGCUCAGUCGGUGGAGAGGAGGGAGAGGGGAGAGACCCUCACCGAGCGCUCAGGCCGAGCGGAGAGCGGCCGCCGGGAGGGGCUGAGGCGGCGAUGAACAACUCUCUGUCUCUCCGCCCCCCGCUCAACAUGGCGCAAAACCGCGGCGCGGGCGAGCAGCGGAGCGGGCGCUGAGCCGAGCCGGGCCGGGCCGGGCCGGGCGAGCCAUGUCCCGCUGGACGCCGAGCCGCCGGGACAAGUACGGGGUCGCUAUUUACAACUACGAUGCCUCCCAAGAGCAGGAGCUAUCUCUCCAGGUGGGGGAUACUGUGCACAUCCUGGAGACCUAUGAAGGCUGGUACAGAGGAUAUUGUCUUCGGAACAAAUCAAAGAAGGGUGUCUUUCCUGCAUCCUACGUCCAUUUGAAGGAGACAGCGGUGGAAGGAGGAGGGCAAGACGAGACGGUCAUAUCCAACGAACUACCAUUGGUCCAAGAACUCACCAUGACCCUGAGAGAAUGGGCAGUCAUCUGGCACAAAAUAUACCUGAGUGGCAACAAGGCCCUGUUUCAACACGUGCAGCAGAUGACGUACUGCCUGAUCGAGUGGCACUCCCAGAUCAUCUCUGGAACACUCCCGAAGGACGAGCUCUUGGAACUGAAGAGGAAGGUCAUUGCCAAGAUCGACUAUGGGAACAGAAUCCUCGGCCUAGACCUGGUGGUACGAGAUGAAGACGGCAACGUCCUCGACCCCGAUCAGACCAGCACCAUCACACUCUUCAAGGUUCACGAGUCUAUUUCCCGAGGAAUCGAUGAGAGAAUCCAGGAGGAGAAGUCCAGAAUCCACAGCAUGGAGGUGAGACGCCAGUCCAUCUUCAGCACCACCCACACCUACAGCCUCUACGUCAACCUGAAGAACUUUGUCUGCAACAUCGGUGAGGACGCCGAGCUGCUGAUGUCACUCUAUGACCCCGUUCAGUCGGAAUUCAUCAGUGAAAACUACCUGGUGCGGUGGAGCAGGACAGGAGUGCCGAAGGAGAUCGAGCGGCUCAACAAACUGGAGGCUCUUUUCACUGACCUCAGCAGCAGUGACCUGAUCCGACUGAAGAUCAGCCUGGUGUGUCAGAUCGUCCGAGUUGGACACAUGGAACUGAAAGAGGGCAAAAAGCACACGUGUGGUCUCCGCCGACCCUUCGGGGUGGCAGUCAUGGACAUUACAGACAUGAUCGGUGGGAGGAUUGACGACGAGGAGAAGCAGCACUUUAUUCCCUUCCAACAGAUUGCGAUGGAGACGUACAUCCGCCAGAGGCAGCUCAUCAUGUCGCCCCUGCUGACUUCCAGAGUGAUCGGCGAGAACGAGCCCCUGACCUCCGUCUUUAACAAAGUUAUCGCCGCCAAAGAGGUCAACCACAAAGGCCAAGGCCUCUGGGUCUCGAUGAAGCUCCUUCCCGGUGACAUCCAGCAGGUCCACAAGGACUUCCCACACUUGGUCGGCAGGUCGACGGCAGUGGUUCGGAAAAUGGGAUUCCCGGAAAUCGUCCUUCCAGGAGACGUCCGAAACGAUAUCUACAUCACCCUGGUGCAAGGGGAGUUCGAUAAGGGAAAGAAAAAAACGCCAAAGAACGUAGAGGUGACCAUGGGGGUGUACGACGAGGACGGUAACCGGAUCGAGAAGGCCAUCUUUCCGGGAGCAGGCUACGAGGGAAUUUCAGAGUACAAGUCGGUUAUCUACUACCAGCUGAAGCAACCAUUUUGGUAUGAGACGGUGAAGGUGGCCAUUGCGAUUGAAGAUGUUCACCACUGUCACCUGCGCUUCACCUUCCGACACCGUUCUUCACAGGAGUCGAAAGACAAGUCCGAGAAGCUCUUUGGGAUGGCGUUCGUGAAGUUAAUGAAGUCCGAUGGCACCACGCUCCGCGACGGGAAGCAUGACUUGAUCGUCUUUAAGGGAGAUACCAAGAAGGCAGAGGACGCCAAGUGUUACCUCACCCUGCCCGGGACUAAGGAGGAACAGGAGGAGAGAGAGAGCCAGCUCGGGAAGGGGCCACAUCACUCCUAUGGCCUAUCUGUCCUCAAGGACAGUUUCCAGAUCUCCACCCUUGUCUGCUCAACGAAGCUUACCCAGAACGUUGACUUGCUGGGGCUGCUGAACUGGCGAAGCAGUCACAGGAGCAUCGAGCAGAACCUGAGGCGCCUGAUGGAAGUGGAUGGGAGCGAGAUUGUCAAGUUCCUACAGGACACGCUGGACGCCCUCUUCAACAUAAUGAUGGAGAUGUCAGAGAGCGAAGCCUAUGACUUCCUGGUCUUUGAUGCCCUGGUUUUUAUCAUCUCCCUGAUCGGAGACAUAAAGUUCCAGCAUUUCAAUCCGGUCCUGGAAGCGUACAUCGCCCAUCACUUCAGUGCGACCCUCGCCUACGUGAAACUGGCAAAGGUGCUCAAUUACUACGUCUCAAAUGCUGAAAACGCGGAGAAAACCGACCUGCUUUUUGCGGCGCUGAAAGCAAUGAAAUACCUUUUCCGAUUCAUAAUCCAGUCGCGGAAACUGUACCUGAGGAUUUAUGGGAGCGGGAAGGACGACAACGAGUUUAACGAGUCCAUCCGAAAACUCUUUCUCUCGUUCAACUCACUCAUGGAUAGACCGUUGGAGGAAUCUGUGAAGAUUAAGGGGGCGGCAUUAAAAUAUCUCCCGACCAUCGUUAACCACGUGAUGCUGGUGUUCGACCCCGUGGAGCUGAGUGUUCUCUACACCAAGUUUAUCCAGAGUAUCCCCGACAACCAGCUGGUACGACAGAAGCUGAACUGCAUGAGCAAGAUCGUGGAGAGCGAACUCUUCAGACAGCCCGACUGCCGAGACGUCCUGCUGCCUCUCAUCAUCGACCAGCUCAGCGGUCAGCUGGACGACAACUCCAGCCGGCCAGACCACGAGGCCUGUGCCGCACUGCUCAGCAGCACGCUGGAGAUGCUGGACAGGGACGACAUCGGGCCACAGAAAGUCCACGUUCAGCUGCUCAUGGAGAGGCUCCUGAGACGCAUCAACCGUACCGUCAUCGGGAUAAACCGUCAGUCUGGUCUCAUUGGCUCUUUUGUUGCCUGUAUGAUAGCAGUACUGAAGCAGAUGGAAGAUUACCACUAUACACAUUACAUCAACACGUUCAAGACCCGACACGAUAUCAUAGACUUCCUGAUGGAAACCUUCAUUAUGUUUAAGGAUCUUAUUGGGAAGAAUGUUUACCCUUCGGACUGGAUGGUGAUGAACAUGGUCCAGAACAGGGUCUUCCUACGAGCCGUCAAUCAGUUUGCUGCUGUCCUGAACAAGCUCUUCCUAGACCCGGCAAACUUUGAGUUACAGCUCUGGAACAACUACUUCCACCUGGCAAUCGCCUUCCUCGUGCACGACUCCCUGCAGCUGGAGAACUUCUCGAGUGAGAAACGGAACAAGAUCAUCAACAAGUAUGGAGACAUGAGAAGGGAGAUUGGGUUCAAAAUAAGGGACAUGUGGUAUAACCUCGGUCCCCACAAGAUUAAGUUCAUCCCAGGGAUGGUGGGGCCGAUCUUGGAGAUGACUCUGGUCCCAGAGCCCGAGCUCAGGAGAGCCACAAUUCCCAUCUUCUUCGACAUGAUGCAGUGCGAAUUCAGCGUCCACAGGUGCUUCCACGCUUUUGAGAAUGAGCUGAUCACCAAACUGGACCAGGAAGUGGAAGGUGGCCGGGGAGACGAGAUGUACAAAGUUCUCCUGGAGAAAAUUCUGUUGGAGCACUGCCGAAAGCACAAGUACCUGGCGGCGUCGGGAGAAGCCUUCGUCCUGCUGGUGACCAGCCUGCUGGAGAACCUGCUCGACUACAGGACCAUCAUGCACGAUGAAAGCAAAGAGAACCAGAUGAGCUGCACCGUCAACGUGCUGAAUUUCUACAAGGAGAAGAAGCGGGAAGACAUCUACAUCAGGUAUCUGUACAAGCUGCGGGAUCUGCAUCGCGACUGUGAGAAUUACACCGAGGCUGCCCACACAUUGCUCCUCCACGCAGAGUUGCUCCAGUGGUCCGACCAGCCCUGCGCUGCUCACCUCAUCCACAGGGAGGACUACCAGGCCCUGACCAACCGUGAGCUGAAGGAGAAGCUGUACCAGGAGAUCAUCCACUACUUCGACAGGGGCAAGAUGUGGGAGAGUGCCAUCAGGCUGAGCAAGGAGCUCGCCGCCAUGUACGAGAACGAGGUCUUCGAAUAUGAGGAGCUGAGCCACCUCCUGAAGCAGCAGGCGAACUUUUACGAGAACAUCAUGCAGGCGAUGAGACCCCCUCCUGAGUACUUCGCUGUCGGCUUUUAUGGACAGGGGUUCCCCUCCUUCCUGCGGAACAAGAUGUUCAUUUACCGGGGGAAGGAGUAUGAACGUUAUGAGGACUUCCGGCUGAAGCUGGCCACGCAGUUCCCCAACGCAGAGAAGAUGACCAGUACGUCCCCGCCCAGCGAGCAGCUGAGGAACUCCCCCCAGCAGUACGUCCAGUGCUUCACUGUGAAGCCGGUUCUCGAUCUCCCAUUACAGUACAAGGACAAGCCCGUUCCAGAGCAGAUCUUAAACUUCUACCGAGCCAACGAGGUUCAGCAGUUCCAGUACUCCCGGCCGUUCCACCAAGGAGAGAAGGAUCCUGACAACGAGUUUGCGACUAUGUGGAUUGAACGAGUGACAUAUACCACAGUAUACAAGUUCCCUGGUAUUCUGCAGUGGUUCGAGGUGAAGACUGCCACAGUGGAGGAGAUCAGCCCGCUGGGGAAUGCCAUCGAAACCAUGGAGCAGGCCAAUGAGAAGAUCAGUAACAUGGUGCAGCAGCACGCCUGGGACCGUUCCCUGCCUGCCCACCCCCUCUCCAUGCUCCUCAACGGCAUCGUCGACGCAGCGGUGAUGGGUGGGUUCGCAAACUACGAGAAGGCCUUCUUCAGUCCCAAGUACAUUCAGGAACAUCCUGAAGACCAGGAGAAGAUCGACACCCUGAAGCAACUCAUUGCCUUACAGAUCCCGUUGCUGGCUGAAGGAAUCCGAAUUCACGGGGAGAAAUCGACAGAGGAGCUGAGGCCGCUGCAUGACCGGAUCGUGUCUUGCUUCCGGGAGCUGAAGGAGAAAGUUCAGAAGCUGUACGGUGUGAUAACCCUGCCGCCAACUCUCACCGACAGGAAACGGAGCAGGUCAGGGUCCAUGGUCCUUCCUUAUAUAAUGUCAUCCACGCUGCGCCGCCUUUCUACCGUCUCAAUGGCCUCGUCAGUGGUGUCCAGCUCGUCUACGUCGUCGGACAGUGUCUCGUCUAGACCAGCCUCCAACGGCUCUGUCCUGGACCCACUCCUGGAGCGAAGGCCUUCGACUCUCUCCCGGCCGGACGACGGCCUGGACAGAGAGGACCUCGAUGGUCGAGUGAACAAGGCCAAGAGAAAAGAGAAGAACCUCAGUAAAUCUCAAGUCAUCUUUGAGAAGGAGCCAAGGAGCGAGCUCUCCCCUGACAAGGUCUGUUCUUCUGAAGUAAUUUCGCCCCUGAGACCACAGCGACCCAAGAGCCUUCAGGUUGGUGACAAGCGUCUGCCUACAUUCCAGAUCUUCUCGCAACUGACCCUGUCCCCAUCGCAGGGCACGACACCCGCUACCACAAAGAACCCGAGUCAGCCGCUGCUCCAGACUGGCUCAGAGACGACUCCCAGCCCUGGCGAGACAACCAACCCACCACCACCUCCUCCCAAGAGCAAACCCUUUGAGAACGGAAGUCAACGGGACUCCCUAAAGCCCGCUCCACCACUUCCUGAGAAGAACUCCCCGCGGCCCCCACCUCCGCCUCCGAAAGCCCGACAAUCUCAAGCGACCUUCCCGCACGGAUACCUCCCAGGAGCCGAGUAGCCGGUGCCGGUCAGGAUUUCCGCCGCCGCCCCUCCCCGGUGUGGGGGCGAAGGGAGGGAGGGAUCUUUGUGGACGAGGUCUCCACGCGGCAUCCAGGCGAAGGUAGAGCCGGUCUCAGGUGGAGAAAGAGUAUAACAGGGGUUUGGCUCGCCCUGGGCGGCUGGAGUUCGCUGGAAUCCAUGCCCUUGGAGGGGGUCCUCACUCGCCCGGUCGGACGGCCACGCUGUCGUGGUGCUGCAUGAGCCAACGUUCGUCAACUCCCACACUCCACUUCCCCCCGGGUGUCUCAACCGCGGACAGCGUCAACUGUCGCCCAGCCAAGCCCAGCAGCUGAUUCAACACUGAAACCAUUUGCCACCUUGGCACAAGGCCCCCUGAGGCAGGGGUACAGACAAAAACGCAGAGAGGAGAGAAUCCACCCCCCCAACACUAAGCACAGUUUUCGUAACAGGGUUGGGGCAGGGGAGGUUAAAAAGCCCAAUAUAACGUGCUGCUGAUAUAGAAACAAUAUCCUAACUGAAGACAUAACUGGAAAGGGGAAAUAUAAAGAUCAAACAGAAAUCAAAGGAGUAAUCCCGGAAAGGGGUGACUAUAAUGUCAGUAUUUCAUUACACAUUCUUUCUUCCUACGAGUAUGAAAUAUGAUUAGCAACGCACUCUUCAUGUUGUAUAUUAAGCGCAAAAGAGGGAAAUUAACAUUAAUUUAAGGUUCCUAAUAUUUGAAUAUAAGAAUAUUACCUGAGAGGACCAAGUUUACAUAAUUCUGUGACGACAUUUCUAAUCCCCAGUAGAGUUCCUGACUAUAUUGGGGCUGGGAGGAACCAGGAAAAGUUGGUGCGUGACUGAAGAUGCAGAGAACACCCAAAAUUCAGAUGUGGGUAAAUGGAACUAGGCUGGAAAACAGGAAAGCAGGGGUUUGAUGGGCCAAAGGGUCUGUUUGUGUGCUAUAUGACUGUCAACCUUCUGAUCUCACCUUAUAUUCACUUUGCUGAGCUAGUGGUGAGUAAGGACAGCUGCUGGAGGUGACAGGUUGGGUUUGAGUGACGCUUACGUAAUCACUGGCGGUCUCCCCUUCUCCCCCAAGGUCCAUUUGACAUCUCCAGACCUCCAAUCCCACUGUUCUCCAAAUUAACAAUCCCAGAAACAUUCCAAACUCAUUGGCUCCAUUUGUUCUUUCUGACAACACAAACUCUGCAAGGACACACACACACACACACACAGUUGUAAGGGGAGCAUGCUGUAUUUUGGGCGCCAUGUUGUGGUUAGCACAACGCUUUACGGUACUGGCGACCCAGGUUCAAUUCCCGACAUUGCCUGUACGGAGCUUGUACUUUCUGGCCGUGACCGUGCGGGUUUCCUUCCAGAGUCCAAACUCAUACUGAUUGGUAGAUUCAUUGGUCAUUGUCGAUUGUACCAUAACUAGGCUAGGAUUAAAUUGGGAGAUGCUGACCAGCACGGCUCAAAGGGCCGAAGGGCCUAUUGGGCUCAAUAAAUAAAUGAAAAACAGAAGAAAAUCUGCAGCUGCUGCAAAUUCCUCCUCAACAUGCACAAAAUGCUGGAGGAACUCAGCAGGUCAGGCAGCGUCUAUGGCAAAAGGUACAGUCAACAUUUUGGGCUGAGAGCCUUCGGCAGAAAUAAAUAAAUUGAUUGUUUGGGAUUUCUAGCCUAGUUUUCCAAUGUAAUAAUCCCCAUUUUUUCCUCUCCUAGGUUAAUUCUAUUUUAAUUUGAGAUACAGAACUCUGAACAGUAUAGCACAGUACGGGACCUUCAGCCCACGAGGUUCUUCUAGCCCACCCCAUGAUCAAUCUAACAUUUCUCUCCCCCACAGCACUGCAUUGUUUCUUUCAUCCAAGAGUUAUUAAAUGUCCCUAAUGUAUUUGCCUCCACCAGCCUUAUCAGCACAUUCCCCACAAUCACUGCUCCGUGUAAAAACAGAACUUUUCUGACAUUCCCCUCUAUACUUUCAUCCAAUCUCCUUAAAAUUAUGCCUGCUUGUAUUAGCCACUUCUACCCUGGGGAAAAGGCACUGGCAGUCCACUCUAUCCAUGUGUCAUACACCUGUAUCAAAUCACCUCUCAUCCUCCUUUGCUCCAAAGAGAAAAGCCCUCACUCAUUCAACCUAUCUUCAUAAGACAUGCUCUCUGAUCCAGGCAGCAUCCUGGUCAAUCUCCUCUGCACCCUCUCUAAUCCAGGCAGCAUCCUGGUCAAUCUCCUCUGCACCCUCUCUAAUCCAGGCAGCAUCCUGAUAAAUCUCCUCUGCACCCUCUCUAAUCCAGGCAGCAUCCUGGUCAAUCUCCUCUGCACCCUCUCUAAUCCAGGCAGCAUCCUGGUCAAUCUCCUCUGCACCCUCUCUAAAGCUUCCACAUCAUUAUGUGCAGUAUCAUAUGACAUGGGCUAACAUGGUCUUUGACCAUGAUUGUUCUUGGCAAAUUUUUCUACUGUUGCCUUCUUCAGGGCAGUGUCUUUACAAGAUGGGUGACCCCAGCUAUUAUCAAUACUCUUCAGAGAUUGGCUGCCUGGUGUCAGUGGUCACAUAACCAGGACUGUGAUCUGCACCGGCUGUCUCCAUGGUUUCACAUGUGGAGUGGGGUGGGGGGAGCUAAGCAGGUGCUUCGGAAGUGGGGGGGUGGAAGGGGCUCAGUACAACUCUUUUGGAAUGAACACAUCUCCCCCGCCACCCAAAAAAGCUUCCACAUCCUUCCUUUAUAAUGAAGCGAACAGAACUGAACACAAUACUGCACGUGUGGUCUAGCCAGAGCUUACUACUCAAUUCCAUGACUGAUGAAGGCCGACACCACAUGCCUUUUAAACCACCCUUUCCACAUUGAGGAAUCGAUAGAUGUGAACCCCUAGAUCUGUCUGGUCCUACACACUGCUCAGAAUCCUGCCGCGGUGAAGUUGGUCAUUAGUUUGAGGAUUCGAGGGCGCAGAUGUAAAAUUUAAGACAAACGAUACGAGAAGAAGACAGACUGCACUCUAGCUCACGGGCAGAUGGGACCACACAGUCCUCAAAGUCAAAGUAAAUUUAUUAUCAAAGUAUACGGCACCAUGUACAACCCUGAGAUUCAUUUUCUUGCUGGGAUUUAAUGGAAAAUAAAGAAGCACAGUAGAAUUUCUCACCCCAACUACUUCAGGUGUAUACCUUGCUGCUACAGGGUCCCAAACUGGAAUGGGAGUGUUUUGCAAGGGAGCGUCCAGCUGAGGACGUUACUGGGUGGGUCGCUGGAACAAGCUUCCGUUUCUAAAACAGUAAAUGAAAAAUCAAACCACAACCCCGCAGAUGCUGGAAAUCUGAACUGAACAUAAAAUGCUGACAAUACUCAGUAUGUCAGGCAGCAGCUGUAGAGGGAGAACUUUUUGCUGGAGAGAUUCCCAAAGAGCUUCCUCUCCACAGGUGCUGCCCAAACUGCUGAAUUUUCCCAUUAUUUUCUAUUUCUAACCAAUCCUUGUCAAUCCUAUCCCAGAGACAUGUGACUGAGAAUUAAGAUUGCAAAGUUCAGGCCAAAUUAAAAGUGACAUAUAGCUCUUCAAAUAUGGCAUUCAGAAUUUUUUUUUAAACUUGAUUCAGUUUAAUCUUUAACAUGCACUCCCAGUGUAAAGUUUGUAAAUAUAACUGAUUUUUAAAAUAAAUGUCAUUAUUGAAAUGAGUGCAUUUGUGCUGAGCUCAACCAUAACGAAGCGAGUCCUUUGAUUGAAUUCUAAACCGAUGCUCUUGUUUCAUUAUUAAAUAUGAUGAGUUUA
Molecule: messenger RNA, 9683 nt
Organism: Hypanus sabinus (Atlantic stingray)
Lineage: Eukaryota; Metazoa; Chordata; Chondrichthyes; Myliobatiformes; Dasyatidae
Gene: dock5
Product: dedicator of cytokinesis 5
Exons: 52
Coding region: 301-5943 (1880 amino acids)
Biological process (GO): cell migration; small GTPase-mediated signal transduction
Cellular component (GO): plasma membrane; cytoplasm
Molecular function (GO): guanyl-nucleotide exchange factor activity; small GTPase binding
Source: RefSeq, a predicted model, not a curated record